AUGGAGAAGUUCUGGUUGGGUCUCUUGUGUCUCUCAGGCUGGAACAUCUCCUCAUGCCUUCCCUCUCAGUACCACUAUGUAGCUGAGCCUAUGACUUGGACUGAAGCUCAGACCUACUGCAGAGAGACGUACACAGACCUUGCCACUGUUGAAAACAUUGAAGAAAUGGAUCAACUUCUCUCCACAGUUCCAUCUCUGCUUGAUAAACAUUUUGUCUGGAUCGGCCUGUACAGUAAAAUCGAGUGGAAAUGGUCAGACGGCUACACAGAGAGUGGGGCUGAUUAUAGGAACUGGCACCCUGGAAAAGAACCUGACUUUCACGGAGGUCAAUUCUGUGCUCAAACUGGAGAUAGUGGAACAUUUUGGGAUGACUUCUGCACUUACAGAUAUCAUUUUAUCUGUUACACAGGGACACAACAGGAUCCUGAGUUUGUCUUUGUCAAUGAAAUCAUGUCUUGGUCCGAUGCUCAGAAGCACUGCAGGGAGAACUUCAUAGACCUGGCCACUGUGAGGAACAUCAAUGACACCAAGAAGUUCCUGAGCUGGGUGCAAAAAGGAGACUGGGUAUGGAUUGGUUUGUACAGAGAUCCUGACAUUAACUGGUCUAAUGGGAGUCUCUCCACAUACACAUACUGGAAAGGCAGUUCAACUCCAUUAGGCUCCAUGAGCGUGGUUUGUGGAGCUGCGGAGAUGCCAACAUCAGGAAAAUGGAUUUUGUCUGACUGCGAAACAAAACUCCUGUUCGUUUGCUACAGCCCUCCAUCAAAACAGCAGGUGAUAAAGCUCAGGAUGAAGCCAGAGGACUCCACUGUGGAUCUGAAUGACCCUGCUGUGAAAGCAGACAUACUGAAAAAGCUCCAGAACAGGCUGAAGGAGAAAGGACUGAGUGGAGUCACCCUGAAGUCAACCCUCAUUCCAGAGACAGAUGUCAGCUAAAAAGCAUUAAUGUCACAACAUAAAUCAGAGCAUUGUGUCAAGAUGAGUGUACUAUCUAACAGCUGUUCAUUUACCGUCUCUCCUCCUCAUGCAAGCCAGAGAUUCACUUUAAAGUAAACAGUCUUCUAAACAAACACAAAUCUUAUAACAUUACACAGUUUUUUAAGAACACAGAUUAUAACAGAUCCAGAUUAUAAUCGAUCCUGUAUCCCCUUUCCCCCAUUGGUAACUGUAAGCAGGUGUAAUGGAAAAAAAUAUAUGUUCAACAGGUGACACAUCUGGCUUGUACGACACCCUAUUUGCAUAACUGUCACCUGAUUUGAAUGACCGGAACAUGAACCAUAAACGUCGUCUGAUUUGAAUGACCAGCAACCGUCACCUUAUAAGGUGUCAUGAAACUAUUCUCUAGGCAGAUUACAUCACCUGUCCACCUGAGUCUACCAAUGAGAGUGCCACAGGUCGACAUAGGUCGACAUUGGUCGACCCAUGUCGACCUAUGAGAGUGCCCUGCUUUGCACCGUCUGGUAUAAAUGUCUUGAUGUAACCGCUCCCGAGCGGGACUCUGCUAUGCAUUUGUGCUGAUUGUCACUCCUGCAUGAGUUUCCCCCUUUUGCAAAAGAACCCUUUUAUGCUUGAGCAAUAAAAUACACAAAGACAAAUCUUUGACUUGAGAUCUUCAUUUAAUCGCAGAAAA
Labrus mixtus (cuckoo wrasse) is the source of this 1630-nucleotide messenger RNA. Its product is annotated as lymphocyte antigen 75-like. The coding region runs from base 1 to 936 and encodes 311 amino acids. The record is from RefSeq and is a predicted model, not a curated record. NCBI's taxonomy places the organism in Eukaryota, Metazoa, Chordata, Actinopteri, Labriformes, Labridae. The transcript is spliced from 5 exons.